AAAAGUGAAAUCGUUUCCGGUCUUGAGGUCUGUGUGAUUUGCAAAGCAGAAGUCACUCGAAAAGGAUUAGCUAGCUUGCUAGCAGAGGGAAUCUCUUUAGAUGUUGGAAUUUGUGCCAAAUGAGCUACUUUGAGCACCGCUGAUACAUCAAGAGAGUUAAGAAGCUGAAACAUCUGCUGUUGCUAUGGCAAUUCUAUUUGCUGUGGUGGCUCGUGGAACCACCAUCCUGGCAAAGCAUGCAUGGUGUGGUGGAAACUUUCUAGAGGUGACUGAACAGAUUCUGGCCAAAAUCCCAUCAGAAAACAAUAAGUUGACCUACAGCCAUGGGAGCUAUCUCUUUCAUUACAUCUGCCAUGACAGAAUCAUAUACCUGUGUAUCACGGAUGAUGACUUUGAGAGGUCUCGUGCUUUCAGCUUCCUUAGUGAAGUCAAGAAGCGCUUCCAGACAACAUACGGGUCCCGAGCACAAACAGCCCUGCCUUACGCCAUGAACAGUGAGUUCUCCUCUACGCUGGCAGCUCAGAUGAAACACCACUCGGACCCACGAGGAUCGGAUCGUGUCACUGAGACUCAGAUGCAGGUGGAUGACCUGAAGGGCAUCAUGGUCCGCAACAUAGACUUGGUCGCCCAGAGAGGAGAGAAACUGGAGUUACUGAUUGACAAGGCUGAAAAUCUGGUUGAUUCUUCGGUCACAUUUAAGACCACAAGUCGUAACCUGGCACGAGCCAUGUGUAUGAAAAACCUCAAGCUGACCUUUGUCAUUGCACUGGUGUGCCUGGUGGUCCUUUACAUUAUCGUCUCUGCUGCCUGUGGGGGUCUCAGCUGGCCCUCUUGUGUCAAGUAAUGGGACCAGGAUGGGGAUAAACAAGAAGACAUACAGGAUUAGAGGAAGAGGAGGAGAAGCGCAUGUUUAAAUCUGCCUGCCAAUGGAUCCAAAAGGAAACAAAACUUUUCUUUAUGUCUGCAGCUUCUACAUCCCCAGACACAUGAUGCUGCUCCUCCUGCCUCCGUCCUAACCCCCUUCUUUGAUGGUGUGCACAUUGACUUGCCUUCUGGAAAGGGAGCCCCAUCUCAUACCCACACUUAAUGGACUGCAGCCCUGUGGCCUAAAAAUGGAUGUGGAAGAUUAAUUUUGUCUUAUACUAGUCUGGUACAUUCAUCCUGUCUCAUGCACUCAGUGGCCUGAUGUAUCAAUUUGUGAUACUGUCCUGCACCUAUUUGUGUAUUUGAUCUAUUAAGACUAAUACCUGGAACCCCAAAAGAGCAACGGUAGUUUUCUCAGUGUUUUGUUUUUCCUUUGACGUCAACAAACACACAUAGAACUUACAAGUUUUGGUAACAUCGCCAGUGUGUUGGUCCAUCAAGAAGGACUCCAGAAUACCGUUUCUGCCUGUUAUUUAACAAACUAAUUUUUGACUGAGAUGAUAUAGUAUACUGUACGUGUUGAAGAUGUCUCAUGAGUGAGAACGGAUUUUCAUCAUUUUUUUAUCACCAAACACAGAAGUAUAUUAAAAAAUAGAUGUUGUAAAAUACAAAGCGAAAUCAUAAAAAUAAAUAUGUGAAUCUGAUUGACGUUACUGAUUCAAAACAUGUAAUGGUGAGUUAAAGCCUGGUCAUUAUCUAUCUCUCAAUGGCUGACUUUUGAGGAGGUGUUCUUUCACCUGUUUCCUCAUCUGGGAUCUGAAGUGUGCCCAUAUGUUCUGUCUGUUAACACCAUGCACUUUUAUACAUUGUACAUAUAUUUGCUCCCUCACAUCAUGUGACUUAAAAUCAUGUAACUAUUUAAUUAUUGUACAUUAAGAUUUGAAAUAAUAAAAUCUGAUGGUA
Molecule: messenger RNA, 1827 nt
Organism: Notolabrus celidotus (New Zealand spotty)
Lineage: Eukaryota; Metazoa; Chordata; Actinopteri; Labriformes; Labridae
Gene: vamp7
Product: synaptobrevin-like 1
Exons: 8
Coding region: 185-844 (219 amino acids)
Biological process (GO): vesicle fusion; exocytosis
Cellular component (GO): SNARE complex; membrane
Molecular function (GO): SNARE binding; SNAP receptor activity
Source: RefSeq, a predicted model, not a curated record